Messenger RNA from Anopheles coustani, 2912 nucleotides. RefSeq lists its product as uncharacterized. The record is from RefSeq and is a predicted model, not a curated record. NCBI's taxonomy places the organism in Eukaryota, Metazoa, Arthropoda, Insecta, Diptera, Culicidae. Bases 1 to 2712 code for a protein of 903 amino acids. Gene Ontology annotation, cellular component: extracellular region. The transcript has 3 exons.
AUGGCGAUCCGAAUGCGUCCGACGGUCGUGCUGGUGAUGGUCGUCGCGAUUGGCUGCACCGGUGCCCAGCAGCCGCUCGGUUCGACCAGCUCCACGGCCCGCCCCCUGGACGGUCUCAGCCCGCCGACACCCGCCGGCCCGAUCGCACCGGGCGAGCGCCAGUUCCGGGUGGUGUACGAGUGGAACGUGCUCGACUUUGCGUUCCCCAGCGAGGCGGAACGGGCGCACGCCCUCUACAGUGGCCGCUACAUCCCGAAGAAUGUGCUCAUCUCCGACUGCAAGCCGUACGCCAACCGGCUGUAUCUGACCGUUCCCCGCAUGCUGCCGGGUGUUCCGGCCACGCUGGGCUACAUCGUGCGGCCGGAGAACAACGGACGCACCGAUCCGGAGAUCGUGCCCUUCCCGUCGUGGGACAUGAACGAGCGGGGCAACUGUUCGGCGCUGCAGUUCGUGCAGGGCGUUGCCGUGGACAAGCACGGCAUCAUGUGGGUUGUCGAUUCCGGUCGUACGGAAACUCUUACCAGAGGCACGGACCACGUGGUUUGCCCACCCAAAAUCCUACUCCUGGACCUGAAACGUAACGGAGCGGUCAUACUGCGCUACCAAUUCCCCGAGUCGGUCGUCCCGGCUGGCAACAACUAUCUCAACAAGGUCGUCGUGGACGACGCGUUCGGAGGCUUCGCCUACAUCACCGACAACAGUGGCGCCGAUCCGGGCAUCGUGGUGUUCUCCCGGCGCCUGCUGAAGUCGUGGAAGGUGCGCGAGAACAACUCGAUGCGUGCCGCUCGGAACGCGGUCCGUUUCGCCAUCAACGGUACCGAGCUGAACUACUCCAUCCACAUCGACAGCAUCGCCCUCGGGCCGUACUACAACCCCAACGUCGACGAGGACCGCGCCAACGGGGUCCACUCCGAUACGCUGCUGAACAGUCAGAACUACGAGCGGAACGUGUACUACAGUCCGCUGUCGAGCUACCACGUCUACUCCCUGCCGGCGUCGCUGUUGCGCGACCCGGAGUUCAAUGCACGCGCGACCCCGCAGCAGGUGCUCGAGGCGGUCGUCGACUACGGCCAGAAGCUGUCCCAGACGGACGGCAUGUUCAUGGACAACCAGGGCGUGCUGUACUUCGGGCUGCUCGGGGAGAACGCCAUCGCCAAGUGGGACACGUACAAGCCGUUCACGGCGAAGAACCAGCAGAUCGUGGCGAAGGACCCGACCUACAUCCAGUGGGUCGACAGCAUGGGCAUCGACCACGAGGGCUACCUGUACGUGGUGGUCAACCGGCUGCACAGCUUCGUCGCCGGCCGGCUCAACCCGGCCGAGGUGAACUUCCGCGUGCUGCGCGCCAAAACGGGCGCCCUCAGCUACGUCUACACGCCGGACAACCUGUUCAACAGCGACGAGAAGUACCUGUACGCGGGUGCCAACGGAGAACCGUUCGCCGACAACGCGCUCAACUACCAGUACGAGGGUACCACACCGGCCUCAAGUCGGCUGGCGGCGGCUGGCAUCCUCGGCGCAACCGGAACAGCUCCCCCGCUCGGAAGUAGCGUCGGUGUAGCGAUGCUGCUGAGUGCGAGCAUGAUGGCGAUGGUGAUGAUGACUUCCAGCUUCGUCUGCACGGACCACGUGGUUUGCCCACCCAAAAUCCUACUCCUGGACCUGAAACGUAACGGAGCGGUCAUACUGCGCUACCAAUUCCCCGAGUCGGUCGUCCCGGCUGGCAACAACUAUCUCAACAAGGUCGUCGUGGACGACGCGUUCGGAGGCUUCGCCUACAUCACCGACAACAGUGGCGCCGAUCCGGGCAUCGUGGUGUUCUCCCGGCGCCUGCUGAAGUCGUGGAAGGUGCGCGAGAACAACUCGAUGCGUGCCGCUCGGAACGCGGUCCGUUUCGCCAUCAACGGUACCGAGCUGAACUACUCCAUCCACAUCGACAGCAUCGCCCUCGGGCCGUACUACAACCCCAACGUCGACGAGGACCGCGCCAACGGGGUCCACUCCGAUACGCUGCUGAACAGUCAGAACUACGAGCGGAACGUGUACUACAGUCCGCUGUCGAGCUACCACGUCUACUCCCUGCCGGCGUCGCUGUUGCGCGACCCGGAGUUCAAUGCACGCGCGACCCCGCAGCAGGUGCUCGAGGCGGUCGUCGACUACGGCCAGAAGCUGUCCCAGACGGACGGCAUGUUCAUGGACAACCAGGGCGUGCUGUACUUCGGGCUGCUCGGGGAGAACGCCAUCGCCAAGUGGGACACGUACAAGCCGUUCACGGCGAAGAACCAGCAGAUCGUGGCGAAGGACCCGACCUACAUCCAGUGGGUCGACAGCAUGGGCAUCGACCACGAGGGCUACCUGUACGUGGUGGUCAACCGGCUGCACAGCUUCGUCGCCGGCCGGCUCAACCCGGCCGAGGUGAACUUCCGCGUGCUGCGCGCCAAAACGGGCGCCCUCAGCUACGUCUACACGCCGGACAACCUGUUCAACAGCGACGAGAAGUACCUGUACGCGGGUGCCAACGGAGAACCGUUCGCCGACAACGCGCUCAACUACCAGUACGAGGGUACCACACCGGCCUCAAGUCGGCUGGCGGCGGCUGGCAUCCUCGGCGCAACCGGAACAGCUCCCCCGCUCGGAAGUAGCGUCGGUGUAGCGAUGCUGCUGAGUGCGAGCAUGAUGGCGAUGGUGAUGAUGACUUCCAGCUUCGUCUAAACGAGGAGAACCCACCGUCAGGAGAGAACCACCCCGGAAACGGCACGUUCCGUAUCAGUAUUUGUAAAUAUAGCAAGUUCCGCCAAGGUUAGGUAUACAUACGACAGGAGGCCGCGUCGCUCGCGCCUUCUUGGAUUUCAACCGUCGUUGACUUUAAUGAAGAUACGCUUCGGAAAUAAAGAUGGUUAAUUUUUACGACA